CUUAUCUUGAAUAAAUAGGCAACAAGUUUGAAGAACAGAGUCUGAUUGCAAGAAACGAAAAAUGACUUCAAUGAAAUGGAUUGUACUUGGUAUUUCUGGUGCGACAUGUAGUGGAAAAACUUCCUUAGUGAACCGUCUUCAGACGGAAUUGAAAAAUUCUGUUGUUAUACAUCAAGACCACUAUUUCUUACCAGUAGAUGAUCCUCGGCACACAAAAAUACCGGAACUGAAUCAUAUGAAUUGGGAGAUCAUAACCAGCGUAGAUAUGGAUAAAAUGCGAUCGGAUGUUUUAAAAUUACUUGAAACUUCAUCUGACGGUAAUAAUUCUACAGAGACGAACGACGUCAAGGUUUUAAUAUUAGAUGGUUUCUUGCUUUUCCAAUGCAAGCUGAUUUCAAACUUAUGCGAUAAGAAAUAUUUCUUAACGUUAACGAAAGAACAAUGUUGGGAAAGAAGGAAGGAUAGAUGUUAUGAUCCACCAGAUGUACCUGGAUAUUUUGAGAAGGUCGUAUGGCCAGAGUAUUUGAAACAAAAAAACGAAUUAUUAAAAGACAAAGAUUUAUAUAAACAUAUAACAUUCGUGGAUGGAUCAAAGAGCAAAGAAGAAGUAUUUCAAAUGGUUUUCGCGGAUAUAAAGAAAUUAUUAUCUUAAGAUUUUUAUCAUGUCAUUAUUGCAGAUAAAAAAGCACUUAAAACUAAAAAUAAAUA
Dufourea novaeangliae is the source of this 708-nucleotide messenger RNA. RefSeq names its product nicotinamide riboside kinase 1 (gene Nrk1). Gene Ontology annotation, cellular component: cytoplasm. The coding region runs from base 62 to 652 and encodes 196 amino acids. The transcript is spliced from 2 exons. Lineage: Eukaryota; Metazoa; Arthropoda; Insecta; Hymenoptera; Halictidae. The record is from RefSeq and is a predicted model, not a curated record.